This is a messenger RNA of Hippoglossus stenolepis (Pacific halibut), 2965 nucleotides long. RefSeq names its product solute carrier family 30 member 6 (gene slc30a6). Gene Ontology annotation, cellular component: membrane. The transcript is spliced from 15 exons. Gene Ontology annotation, biological process: transmembrane transport; monoatomic cation transport. Gene Ontology annotation, molecular function: monoatomic cation transmembrane transporter activity. Lineage: Eukaryota; Metazoa; Chordata; Actinopteri; Pleuronectiformes; Pleuronectidae. The coding region runs from base 34 to 1773 and encodes 579 amino acids. The record is from RefSeq and is a predicted model, not a curated record.
AGCGCAGAGGCUCACGGGAACAGGAAGUCCAAGAUGGCGAUGGACGGAGCCAUGUCCACGUCCUCGGGUCUGUCUUACCACAACGCUGGAGACUUUUACCCCCGAAAGUUCGGCCCGAAGCCGGACGUGGUGCCGUCCGGGGUGACGGAGCGGAAGGUGGGUCCGCUGGACAAACCGGACAUGGUGUCGGUGGAUGUCAUCAACAUCAAGGAUCCAGAUGAUCCCGUGCACAGGAAGAAACACGAGCAUGACACGUCCGUCCUGGGCACCAUCCAUCCAUUCAGGAAGACACACAGAUCAGUUUUUGGGAAACUCCUGCAAGAAUUCCGACUGGUUGCCUCAGAUAGACGGUCAUGGAGGAUCCUGCUGUUCGGAUCACUCAACCUGCUCUGUACCGGCUGUCUGCUGAUGUGGUGCAGCUCCACCAACAGCAUGGCUUUAACCGCCUACACGUACCUCACCAUCUUCGACCUCUUUAGUUUGAUCACCUGUCUCAUCAGCUCCUGGGUCAACAUGAAGAAACCCAGUCAGGUCUACUCAUUUGGGUUUGACCGACUCGAGGUUUUGGCUGUUUUUGCCUCCACUGUUCUUAUCCAGCUGGGAGCUCUGUUCAUCCUGAAGGAGAGUGUGGAGCGCUUCAUGGAGCAGCCUGAGGUCCACACCGGCCGUCUGUUGGUCGGGACGUUCGUCGCUCUCUUCUUCAAUCUGUUGACGUUGCUGUCUGUCCGGAACAAGCCGUUCUCCUACGUCUCAGAAGCGGCAAGCAGCAGUUGGCUUCAGGAACAUGUGGCCGAUCUGAGUCGAAGUUUGUGUGGAAUCGUUCCAGGUCUCAGCAGCGUUCUGCUGCCUCGUAUGAACCCGUUCGUCCUCAUCAACAUGGCCGGAGCUCUGUCCCUCUGCAUCACCUACAUGCUCAUAGAAAUCAAUAACUAUAACGGCAUGGACACGGCGUCGGCGGUCGCCAUUGCUCUCAUGACCUUUGGCACCAUGUAUCCCAUGAGCGUCUACAGCGGCAAAGUGCUGCUGCAGACGACACCUUCGCACGUCAUUGGUCAGCUCGACAAACUGCUGAGAGAAGUGUCGACUCUGGACGGAGUGCUGGAGGUUCGCAACGAGCACUUCUGGACCGUCGGCUUCGGGUCUCUGGCCGGCUCCGCACAUGUUCGUAUCCGCCGCGACGCCAACGAGCAGCUGGUUCUGGCUCACGUCACCAACCGGCUGCUGCCGCUCGUCUCCACGCUGACCGUCCAGAUCUUUAAAGAUGACUGGACCCGACCUCUCCUCACCGGGGCGCUCUCCUCCUCUUCCUCCCCCUCCUCUGUUCCUCCUCUGGGCGCCACUGAAGAUUACACCACCAUCUCCUCGCUGCCUCUUCUGCAGUUGUCCUCAGGAGGCGAGCUGGACCAUUUGACGUCCACGCCCUCCAAGCCCAGCAGCCCUCCUCCGGAGUUCUCCUUCGACACACCGGGGAGGAACGUGCAGCCGGUGGUUCUGCCUGCCCCGGGGCACCACACCCACCGGCCCUACGGAGGCCUGGGACUCACCUACGGUGCCUCUCCCUACACGGGGAUGAUGAAUCAAGGCUUGGCACGGCCCGGUGGCGGGCAGGGACUUGGCGUGCAGGGUCCGGGAGCUGGGUUUGGACUUGGUGUGGGUGCCAGCGGAGUGCCUUCCUCUCAGAGUUACAGAACUGCCUUCGGAGGGUCCACGGCCCCGUUCCAGAGUGGAACCAGCAACCCUCCGGCUUCACAGUACAGACAGUACCGACCCUGAGCUGAACAAGUUGCUUGAUUCCUGAUCAAGUUUCUCCACAGCCUGUUCCAGGUUCUGAUACUUGAGACUCUGAUGAGAUUGAUUUCCUGUUUCCUGACGCUGCAGUGUUUCCUCCCGAUGUGACAACAACAUGAAAACUUAACAGACGAAAAUUAUUGUCAAGUUCUGGUGUAAAAUCUCUGAUGAGAGGAGAAACUGAGAAGACGUUUUUAUUGGCAAAGGGACCAAGAGGUCGACUGUGGUUGGAUGUUGGGGAAACAAAAUCUUUAUGGGUCUGAGACUUUUGACGGGAAGAAAGAAACUCUGCUCACACAUAUUCCAACUUUUUGUUAAAGAAAAAAAUGCAGCUUGACUUUUUAAAUGUGGCGACCAAAGUGAAGCACAGCUGAUUUAACCUCCUCAAAUGGUGGCAGGAGGUCAAAGGUCACAGGUGAUGACACAUUAACAUUGAUGAGGAGGAAAAAAUUGACUUGAACUUAAAACGGUGAAUUCUUCUGAAUAUGUUACAGAAUUUAAACCAAAACAAAUUGAAAAAUUUAAAAGUUUCUGGGUUGAUAUCGAUGAUUCACUGUAAGUUUCAAAGACUCUUUCUACUUAAAUAUUUUGGGGGAUUCAUUUUGGGAUUCAGCUCCAUUUUUCCUCUUUGUUCUUAAGUAAAGUUUGAAAAUUUGCCAUUUUACUGCAGAAUUGCUUUAAUCAGUGAGUAAAACUUAAACCUAAUCAACUGUUUCUCACAUUGAACAACACUUUAGAUCUGAAACACAAGCAGCUCUUACAUAUCAUUUAUGAUUUUUACAUUGUAUCACAUUUGCAGGUUCAAUAUUUAUAAUUAGCAGAUUUAUAAAAUAAUUUGGUCAGAGAAUAGUUGAACAUUUUUCUCUCUGCUGUUUUGAAUAAUUGACAUGGGUGUCGAUAAGUGAUGUUUUUGUUUUAAUUUAUAUUAAAAUCUGAGCUGGGCUGAGUGUCACUGAACUCUGAUUCCAUCCUCUUAAGUUUUCUGGUGUCUUUCUCAUCAAAAACCACAGAUUCACAUUAAAGUUACCCGACAAAACCCAAGGAAACUCUUCUCUCAGAUCACGUGUUAAAACUGUUGAAUCAGUGACGCUCAGCCUUGAUGAGUCAUAUUCCAUGUAUGUUGGUUUGAAAGGAACAACUGCGACGUGCUUAUUAAAAAAACGGUUCCUGAAAGAUG